Molecule: messenger RNA, 1284 nt
Organism: Taeniopygia guttata (zebra finch)
Lineage: Eukaryota; Metazoa; Chordata; Aves; Passeriformes; Estrildidae
Product: helix-loop-helix protein 13-like
Biological process (GO): regulation of transcription by RNA polymerase II; developmental process
Molecular function (GO): protein dimerization activity; RNA polymerase II transcription regulatory region sequence-specific DNA binding; DNA-binding transcription factor activity, RNA polymerase II-specific
Source: RefSeq, a predicted model, not a curated record
UGUUUUGUAGUGGACAGCUAUUAAAAAGGGAAGCACAUGCACUAAUUAGUUUUGAGAGGUGAAGAGGAGACAUAAGGUAUUUCCUGCUGGGAAGACAUGGAGUAUUUAAAUCCCAAGUUCCACUUGGAUUUGCAACCUUGAAAAAUUUUUCCAUAAUCUUCCCCAAGGACACAACCAGAACUCCCUGGGGAGUGGGGUGGGGGCUGUUAAUGAAAUUGGAACCCCAUUUUCUUGAUAAACCAGUUUAAUCUGAAGUCUGGUGGGCCAGGGCAUGGAGGAGCUUUGCUACGGCUUCGAGGAAGGAGACCCCACUGCGGAAUGUCUCCUCUGGGAGCCAGCGGAUCCCGACACCCAGCUGGAGAACUUUCUCCUGGAGUGCCUGGAAGAGCCCUCCCAGCCAGGGCCAGUGGGUGCUGAGCUGGACAAGCGCCCGGUCCCACCAGAGCCGCCUGGGCAGCCUGGGCAGCGGCGCGCCGCCAACCUCCGCGAGCGGAGGCGGAUGCUGAGCAUCAACGCGGCCUUCGAGGCGCUGCGCGGCCACGUGCCCACCUUCCCCUACGAGAGGCGCCUGUCCAAGAUCGACACGCUGCGCUUAGCCAUUGCCUACAUCGCCCUGCUUGGGGACAUCCUCCUGUCCGGCUGCCACCCCAAGGCCUACGUGGAGCAGUGCCUGAGGAGCGGCGCUCGCAGCCCCCAGCAGGCAGCCUGGAACACCAGCGAUCUGACAGCCCGCCUGUCCUGGGUAAAGUGGGAUUAAGAAAAGGCCUUUAAAGGCAGCAAAACCUGGAGUGCUGGGUACCAGCUGCUCAAUUCCCAGAGCUGCAAGAGAGAACAAGUCACCAACGACCUCACUCAUUGUCCCAGAGCACUUCCCCACCACAUUUCCAGCACCCAGCCCCUUUCUCUGCUGAUUCAUCGCUCUCUGGGGCCUUCUGCUUCUCUUUCUCACUCUGAUAGACCUGCACUCACUUAAGAAUAGCAAAACAUUGAAAACCAGCACAACCACAGCCCUAACAUUUUCUCUUCCACUGUAUGAGGAUUAUGUCCAAAUCCCACUUCCAGCACAUGAGAAAAAAGAUCAUAAGAAAAAAACUAAGCAACACCUGUGAAAAUCUAGUGAUUGGCUCAAGAUAUCCAGUGUGAUGGUUGUGGAAGUCACCAGUGAUUCAGAGACCAUGGAAGUCCAGGAGGUGAGACAUGGCUCUGUAGAUACCCAAAAUUUUUCAUGUCUUCACAGAAUCCCAGAAAGGUUUGGGUGGAAGGAACCUUAAAGCUCAUUCAUUC